Babjeviella inositovora NRRL Y-12698 is the source of this 942-nucleotide messenger RNA. RefSeq lists its product as uncharacterized. Gene Ontology annotation, molecular function: FMN binding. Lineage: Eukaryota; Fungi; Ascomycota; Pichiomycetes; Serinales. The record is from RefSeq and is a predicted model, not a curated record. The transcript has a single exon. The coding region runs from base 1 to 942 and encodes 313 amino acids.
AUGCUUCAACAACUCCAGAUUAUGGCCUCUUGGGUGCCAUCGUUUAAGUCUGCUCUUGAGGCCGAGCAACCAAAUGCCCCAUUUAUCUCCUUCCAGCUCGCCACUGUGGAUGCUCAGGGGUUUCCGCAUUCCAGGACCUGUGUGUUCCGGGGCUUUCUCUUUGACGAUCACAAAACCAAUAUUUUAACCUUUACAACUGACUUGAGACUGGAAAAGAUUGAACAGUUGAGAUACAACGACCGCUUUGAGGCCGUCUUCUACCUCCCAAGCUCCAGUCUGCAGUUCCGUUUCCAAGGAAGAGCGAAGGUGUUGAGCAAGACCCACCAUCCGGUGGUAAAGUUGCCAACGCACUUGCAUAUUGACGACGAAGACAUCUCCACUCAUAAUAGCUCCAACAGCGACGAUGACAACGAGGACAAAGGGUCGGGCAACGACGAACCGGGCCUCUCCUUCAACAUCAAACCAUCGGUACCCGUGCAACGCAGCGAAUCUCCAUGUCCAGAGUCGUUUUUUAACACGCCUAUUGUCUACCCCCUUGUGUCUCGCCAGGUGUUGACCAACUUGACCAGCCACAGCGUCGAUAAGACCCAGUCUUUCGCCAAUCUACACGAACUCCCCUUGAGACUCAUCGCACCAACAACAGAUGAAUGGAACGCCGAAUUCACCCGACACUGGAGCAGCUUAUCUCGCUCCUUGAGAUCCUCUUUUAGAAAGCCGUGCCCCGGCUCUGCCCUUGACUCCGAAAAACGCUCCUUGUUAGACAAGAUCGCUAGAGGCGUUGACGGCAUCAAGGAAUCCGAAGGUCAGGCUAGGUUCGGGGUCGUGUGCUUAUUUGUCGAAAAGGUUGACUACGUAAAACUCGGUUAUUCAGGUGAUAGCAGAUGGAUCAUCGCGAAGGAAGAAGGACAGGAUUUGUGGAAGGAGGAAGAGGUCUGCCCUUGA